Molecule: messenger RNA, 604 nt
Organism: Trematosphaeria pertusa
Lineage: Eukaryota; Fungi; Ascomycota; Dothideomycetes; Pleosporales; Trematosphaeriaceae
Product: ankyrin
Exons: 1
Coding region: 1-543 (180 amino acids)
Molecular function (GO): protein binding
Source: RefSeq, a predicted model, not a curated record
AUGUUGAAAGCGAUCGCAACGCGGCAGCUUGCCAAAGUCCAGUUAUUAGUCGAUGCGGGAGCGAGGAUAGACCUGCCAGCAAAACUUGGCAUCAAGCGCACUCCUCUCCAGGCGGCUGCGGAAUGCGGCGCGUUCGACAUCCUCCACUACUUGCUCCAGAAGGGCGCAGACCCAAACGAGCCUCCCGCCAUGCGCGAGGGCGGCACCGCUCUACAACUUGCUGCUGCGAAGGGUCUCAUGGGAGUUGUCGCUCUUCUCAUAGAGCGGGGUGCGGAGGUGAACGCACCGCCGGGGCUUAUGCUGGGUCGAACUGCAUUUGAGGGCGCUGCUGAGCAUGGUCGAAUUGAAAUGCUACUGUUUCUCGCGGAAAAGGGGGUGGAUCUUCUUGCAGAUGAUGGAAAGCAAUACAAGCGUGCCCUUAGGUUUGCUGACGAGAAUGGGCAUGCUGCAGCGGUGCUAGUGGUGGAGAGAGUGUAUGCCGAGGCGUGUCAGGCCGCAGGAGCAGCCAUGGUGCUUGGACUGGAUGAUGUUUGUCAGCUAUGACUGGGUUGUUCUAGGGGUAGGUUCGAUCACUUUCGUAUGGUUGCUUUUUCCUUUAGGUACA